CAGGCUCGCACUUCGGCAGUGGUGCUGAGAGCCUCGCGGGCGCGGCGCCGUUACUCGCAGUCGGGCGGCGGCAGCGGCACAGCGCUGAGCGCACACCGCGCCUUAGCAGCAGCAGCAGCAGCAGCAGCGGAGGCACCCCCGCCGUCACAGCCUCUGCGCUGGUGCAGCCACCCUCGCUCCCUCUGCUCUUCCUCCCUUCGCUCGCACCAUGGCUGAUCAGCUGACCGAAGAGCAGAUUGCUGAGUUCAAGGAAGCUUUCUCCCUAUUUGACAAAGAUGGCGAUGGUACCAUCACAACAAAGGAACUUGGAACCGUCAUGAGGUCACUGGGUCAGAACCCAACAGAAGCCGAAUUGCAGGAUAUGAUCAACGAGGUGGAUGCUGACGGUAAUGGCACCAUUGACUUCCCAGAAUUUUUGACUAUGAUGGCUAGAAAAAUGAAAGAUACAGACAGUGAAGAAGAAAUUCGCGAGGCAUUCCGAGUCUUUGACAAGGAUGGCAACGGUUACAUCAGUGCGGCAGAACUACGUCACGUCAUGACAAACUUAGGCGAAAAACUAACAGAUGAAGAAGUAGAUGAAAUGAUCAGAGAAGCAGAUAUCGAUGGAGACGGGCAAGUCAACUAUGAAGAAUUCGUACAGAUGAUGACUGCAAAGUGAAGACCUACUUUCAACUCCUUUUUUCCCCCCUCUAGAAGAAUCAAAUUGAAUCUUUUACUUACCUCUUGCAAAAAAAAAAAAAAAAAAAAGUUCAUUUACUCAUUCUGUUUCUAUAUAGCAAAACUGAAUGUCAAAAGUACCUUCUGUCCACACACACAAAAUCUGCAUGUAUUGGUUGGUGGUCCUGUCCCCUAAAGAUGAAGCGCUACACAUCAGUUUUACGAUAUAAAUACUUGUACUACCUUAACGAUAAGGAAGCACUUAGUGGACUCCUUGCAGUUCCAUUUGCUAAUGAUUACUACACUGUUUGGGCUGGCCAGUUUUUCAUGCAUGCAGCUUGACGAUUGAGCACAGUCAGGCCUUUGUAUUAAAAACGAAAAAUGAAAAAACAAAUUUAAAAAAACCUGUUUCAAAUGGGUUCUAGUUCAAUUUGUUAGUAUAAAUUGUCAUAGCGGGUUUACUGAAAACAAACCUUUAAAAUUGGUUUACCUCAGGAUGCUGUGCAGAAAAAUGGGUGAAGGAUAGAUAGACCGUCUAGACGCGGCCCCACAGAGCAGGACGGCCCCCUGUACUUCGUGCGCCCCCACCCGUGGUGACAGUGACACAUCCUGCCGGCAUCCUGUGCGUGUUGGUUUAGCGUUGUCCGCAUUGUACCAGAGAGCGAGAUGGGUGUUGGGCUGUCACCAUUCACACAAAUUUUUGAAAAGAAACCUUUACCAAGGGAGCAUCUUUGGACUCUCUGUUUUUAAAACCUCCUGAACCUGACUUGGAGCCAGCAGAGGUAGGCUGUGGCUGUGGACUCUUCAGCACAACCAUCAACAUUGCUGUUCAAGAAAUUACAAUUUAACGUCCAUUCCAAGUUGUAAAUGCUAGUCUUUUUUUUUUUUUUUUUUCCAAUAAAAAGACCAUUAACUUAAA
This is a messenger RNA of Prionailurus viverrinus (fishing cat), 1576 nucleotides long. It is a transcript of the gene CALM1, whose product is annotated as calmodulin 1. The record is from RefSeq and is a predicted model, not a curated record. Lineage: Eukaryota; Metazoa; Chordata; Mammalia; Carnivora; Felidae. Gene Ontology annotation, molecular function: calcium ion binding. The transcript has 6 exons. The coding region runs from base 209 to 658 and encodes 149 amino acids.